AUGUUGGGUACUAAGGCCAUUACAGGCCCCAGCACCUCCCUCCACCUGAUACAGCAGUGUGGUGGAGACAGCAGUGUCAUAGUGAAUUGCCCCUUCUACCAGGUGUCCUGCUGUGGCCCUGCUCCAUGUACCAGGUGCUACCCCACUAGAUGUCCCCCUCUUAGAAAAUCCACUUAUAGCCACCUGUUUUACAUUCUUCUCCAUGUGGGAACCUCAGCAGUCUGCUGCCUCCUAUUAUCAAGGGCAGUCAUAGAAAAAGUCUCCUACAAGGGACAUGGGGGGCAAAUGCCCUCAGGGUUAUGUGCCUACUCUGACUGUCCAGUACUCAGAUGCUCUGGGGCUGUGUACAGGGUGUGUAGAGGAACUGCUACCUUCCACCUGCUGCAGGCUAGGAUGCUGGUCCACCUCCACUCCCCUACCAGCCCACAAGCACAGCUACGUAAUAGCUUCUGGCUCCUCAGGCUACUGUUCCUGCUCUCUGCUGUGGCCUUUUGCAUCACUGACAAGCAUCUCUUCCCAGCAUGGCAUUACACUGGCAUUUGUGGAGGCUUUGCUUUCAUCUAGUUGUAGUUGAUACUUAUCACAGCCUUUGCCCAUUCCUGGAACAAGAGCUAGGAGAAAGGUGCAGUUCAAAACUGUGGCUGUUUCCUAACAGUGCUGCUGGCCACCCUGGGCUUCUACAGAAUGGCUGGUGUGGGAGCUAUGCUUCUAUUCCACCACUACACACACCCGGCUGGCUGCACGCUCAACAAGAUGCACAGUCUGCACCUUUGCUUCUGUGGCCUCCUCUCCUUACGCUCCAUGGCUCCCUGCAUCUGCCUCAAGCAAACCUGCUUUGGCUUUCUUCAGGCCUCUAUUAUCAGCUGCUAUAUCAUGUAUCUGACCUCCUUUGUACUCUCCAGCCGUCCUCCAGAUAGAGUAAUUCUUCAAGUACAAAAUCCCACCCUGUGCCUACCUAGCUUGAGUAACAUGGGACCCCAGGCCUCAGACAGCUCCCUGGCAGUGCUGAGUGCUGGCAUCAUGUAUGCGUGUGUGCUUUUAGCUUGUACUGGGGCUGCCUACCUGGCUAAGGUAUUUGGACCCUUGUGGAUCAUCAAGGUUUAUGUCAUUUCAAAGCAUGCUCCCUUCUGUUUUUGCUGCCCCAUAACAGUGGAGCCAGAGGAAAGUGAGUUUAGCAGAACUGCUCCCAGCAGCCCUCCAUCUCUCCAGGCUCUAGCCCAGCAUCUUUCCUACAGCUAUUCUGCCUUCCAUUUUGUCUUCUUCCUUCCAUCACUCUACAUCAUGGUUACCCUUACCAACUGGUUCAGCUAUGAGGGAGCAGAACUGGAGAAGACUUUCACCAAGGGUAGCUGGGCCACCUUCUGGGUCAAGGUUGUCUCAUGCUGGGCCUGUGUACUCCUCUAUCUGGGGCUGCUACUGGCCUCCAGUCUGAGUUCUUCUAAUAAGCUGGAUUUCACUUGA
Chrysochloris asiatica (Cape golden mole) is the source of this 1461-nucleotide messenger RNA. RefSeq names its product serine incorporator 4 (gene SERINC4). Gene Ontology annotation, cellular component: membrane. Lineage: Eukaryota; Metazoa; Chordata; Mammalia; Afrosoricida; Chrysochloridae. The record is from RefSeq and is a predicted model, not a curated record.